Molecule: messenger RNA, 285 nt
Organism: Tinamus guttatus (white-throated tinamou)
Lineage: Eukaryota; Metazoa; Chordata; Aves; Tinamiformes; Tinamidae
Source: RefSeq, a predicted model, not a curated record
UGGUCCACGGGCGACUUCCCGUGCCCGCGGUGCCGGGAAACGGCUCCGGAGCGGAGCUUCCGUCCCAACCGGGAGCUGGCGCGGGUGCUGGAGGUGGCCAAGAGGAUGAGCCUGGAGGUAUCCCGGGAGGAUGCGGCGGAGCCGGGCGGAUGCUCCAGGCACCGGGAGCCUCUCCGGGUUUUCUGCAAGGAGGACGCGGCCCUGCUGUGCGGAGUGUGCCGGGAAUCGCGGGCGCACCGGGCGCACGCCGUGAUUCCCGCAAUGGAGGCUGCCGAGGAAUACAAG